ACUUCAACACGUGCGCCGCGUUAGUUUUGUUUUCCCAUAAAAAUGACUAAAAAACUAACACUUAAGCGCAAAGGAAAGGAGCCGGAGCCCACCAAUGAAGUAGCCGCCAGCUCCGAGGCUUCUGACAACGAGGAAGAGGAGGACCUGCUCCAAGCUGUCAAGGAUCCUGGCGAGGACUCUACCGAUGACGAGGGUAUAGACCAGGAGUACCUAUCGGACAGCAAUGAGGAAGUGGAGUUCGAGAGCGACGAGGAGGGCAAUUACUUGGGCAGAAAACAAGCGGGGGGCAGUUCGGCUGAGGAUGAUGAAGACAGCGACGAUGAAGACGAAGAGGAGGAGGAGGAUGAAGAUGACGAAGAUGAGUCUGAGGAGGAGAAAAUUGAAGAGGCUGCUAGUACAUCCAAGAAAAUCACAGCGGAUGACAAGCCCAGCAGCAGCAGCAGCGGCGAAAACAAAUCCAGCAUUAAUGAGCCCCCAAAGAGAGAUCCAUCCAAGCCGGAGUACCAGGACUCGGACACCUCCGACGAGGAGGAUAUACGCAACACUGUGGGCAACAUUCCCAUGCACUGGUACGACGAAUACAAGCACAUCGGCUAUGAUUGGGAUGCCAAGAAGAUAGUGAAGCCGGAGCAGGGCGAUCGCAUUGACGAGUUUCUGCGCAAAAUCGAGGACCCAGACUUCUGGCGCUCGGUGAAGGACCCACUGACCGGCCAGGAAGUACGGCUCACAGAUGAGGACAUUGCCUUGAUCAAGCGCAUCAGCAAGGGUCGCAUUGCCAACGAGGAUCACGAUGAGUACGCUCCCUGGAUCGAAUGGUUCACCUCCGAGGUGGAGAAAAUGCCCAUCAAGAAUGUGCCGGACCACAAACGCUCUUUCCUGCCCUCCGUGUCCGAGAAGAAACGGGUCUCGCGUAUGGUGCACGCCCUCAAGAUGGGCUGGAUGAAGACCACCGAGGAGGUGGAGCGUGAGAAGCAGGCCAAGCGGGGACCCAAGUUCUACAUGCUGUGGGAGACUGACACCAGUCGCGAGCAUAUGCGUCGCAUUCACGAUCCCGUCUCAGCGCCCAAGCGCGACCUGCCCGGCCAUGCCGAGUCAUAUAAUCCGCCGCCAGAGUACUUGUUCGACGCCAAGGAAACCAAGGAGUGGCUCAAGCUUAAGGACGAGCCACACAAACGUAAGCUCCACUUCAUGCCCCAGAAAUUCAAGUCGCUGCGCGAGGUGCCCGCCUACUCGAGAUACCUACGCGAGCGCUUCCUGCGCUGCCUGGACCUGUAUCUCUGUCCGCGUGCCAAGCGCGUCAAACUAAACAUCGAUGCCGAAUACCUCAUCCCCAAGUUGCCUUCGCCGCGUGACCUGCAGCCCUUCCCCACGGUGGAGAGUCUGGUCUAUCGCGGUCACACCGAUCUGGUGCGCUCCGUCAGCGUGGAGCCCAAGGGCGAGUACCUUGUCUCCGGCUCGGAUGACAAGACCGUCAAGAUUUGGGAAAUCGCUACGGGCCGUUGCAUUCGCACAAUUGAGACCGACGAGGUGGUUCGUUGCGUUGCUUGGUGCCCCAAUCCCAAGCUCUCCAUUAUCGCGGUGGCCACUGGCAGCAGACUGCUGUUGGUCAAUCCCAAGGUGGGCGACAAGGUGCUGGUGAAGAAGACUGACGACCUGCUGGCCGAGGCGCCCAAACAGGAUGUUAUCGAGAGCGAGCGCAUCAAGGUGGCGGUGCAGUGGUCCACAGCAGAGGCUGACGAGCAGGAGAAGGGCGUCCGGGUGGUCAUUACGCACUUCAAACCCAUUCGCCAAGUAACUUGGCACGGGCGCGGUGACUAUCUGGCCACGGUGAUGCCAGAGGGCGCCAACCGAUCCGCCCUGAUCCAUCAACUGUCCAAGCGACGCUCACAGAUUCCAUUCUCCAAGAGCAAGGGCCUUAUCCAGUGUGUGCUCUUCCAUCCGGUGAAGCCGUGCUUCUUUGUGGCGACGCAGCACAACAUUCGCAUCUAUGACUUGGUCAAGCAAGAACUGGUAAAAAAGCUAUUGACCAACUCAAAGUGGAUUUCAGGCAUGUCCAUCCAUCCCAAGGGCGACAAUCUACUCGUGUCCACCUACGACAAGAAGAUGCUCUGGUUCGACUUGGAUCUGUCCACCAAACCUUAUCAGACCAUGCGCCUCCAUCGCAAUGCCGUGCGCAGUGUGGCCUUCCAUCUCCGCUAUCCGCUCUUUGCCUCUGGCAGCGAUGACCAGGCUGUGAUUGUCUCCCACGGCAUGGUCUACAAUGACUUGCUGCAGAAUCCAUUGAUUGUCCCGCUGAAAAAGCUGCAGACGCACGAGAAGCGCGACGAGUUCGGUGUGCUGGACGUGAGCUGGCAUCCUGUGCAGCCAUGGGUAUUUUCCACGGGCGCUGACUGCACCAUCAGGCUAUACACGUAGAUAAGGAGCAGCGAUUCCUAUAAGCUAGUUGGUUCUGCAGACAGUUUUUGUGAAGUUUA
Drosophila serrata is the source of this 2474-nucleotide messenger RNA. Its product is annotated as ribosome biogenesis protein BOP1 homolog. Gene Ontology annotation, cellular component: PeBoW complex; preribosome, large subunit precursor. Gene Ontology annotation, biological process: maturation of LSU-rRNA from tricistronic rRNA transcript (SSU-rRNA, 5.8S rRNA, LSU-rRNA); ribosome biogenesis. The record is from RefSeq and is a predicted model, not a curated record. NCBI's taxonomy places the organism in Eukaryota, Metazoa, Arthropoda, Insecta, Diptera, Drosophilidae. Gene Ontology annotation, molecular function: ribonucleoprotein complex binding; protein binding.